Messenger RNA from Brassica oleracea var. oleracea, 495 nucleotides. Its product is annotated as glutathione S-transferase T2-like. The transcript is spliced from 2 exons. NCBI's taxonomy places the organism in Eukaryota, Viridiplantae, Streptophyta, Magnoliopsida, Brassicales, Brassicaceae. The coding region runs from base 1 to 495 and encodes 164 amino acids. The record is from RefSeq and is a predicted model, not a curated record.
AUGGCUCAUGACAUCUUCUUUAAUGAUUACAAAGUAAAGUUUACACUCGAGCAUGCUUGGUUGGAGCGUCGCCAUGAUCAGAAGUGGUCUGGAGCUUCUUCAACUAGAGAUAAAGUUAGCUCAAAAAGAAGGAAGUUAGAUGAUAGCUCGGCACAGUCAUCAACGUCUGUGGCAAGAGAGGAUGAAGUAAUGGCUCGUCCUGUUGGCGUGAAAGCAGCAAAGGCAAAAGGUAGAAGGAAGGCAAUGGCUUCUGAAGAUGAAGUGAAGAGCCAAGCGGAGUUUCAGAGCUGUUGGGAUAUAAGGCAGAAGGACUUUGCCUUGAAGGAGCAGCUUAACAAGCAAAAACUCCUUGACAGCUUGAUUGCGAAGACAGAACCACUUAGUGAGCUUGAAAUCGCCUUGAAAAAUAAACUGAUAACUGACAUGUUGUCAAGUGGUAUGGUAUGGACAGUUGUGAUGUUGUUGUCUCGGUUGGAUUAUUUUGUGAUCCCGUGA